CGUGACACCCGAGUGCCGAAGUGGUACUUCGGAGGUCUGGCCAGUGCGGGGGCCGCCUGUUGUACUCACCCCUUAGAUCUGCUCAAAGUUCACUUGCAAACCACGACAGUGAAGGCUAAGUUGAGUGCCGGUCCCUCAGCACCUGCCGCUCAGAUCGGACUCGUGGCCAACACUCUACUCAUCGUCAGGAGUGAAGGCGUUUUAGCGCUUUAUAACGGAUUAACUGCUUCUCUAUUAAGACAAUUGACUUAUUCGACCAUAAGAUUCGGGAUCUACGAAGUGGCCAAACAGAGGAUCUCUCCAAAUGGGGAACAAUUACCACUUUUGCAGAAAAUGCUUUUGGCCGGUGUUUCUGGUGCUGUCGGAGGUUUCAUCGGCACUCCGGCAGAUAUGGUGAACGUGCGGAUGCAAAAUGACAUUAAACUGCCCGCAGAGAGUAGGCGUAACUAUAAGCACGCCAUCGAUGGCCUGAUCCGAGUUUACAGACACGAGGGAAUCAAAUCUCUUUUUAAUGGCACUACAAUGGCCACCAGUAGG
Oppiella nova is the source of this 537-nucleotide messenger RNA. The record is from the annotation of a GenBank genome assembly. NCBI's taxonomy places the organism in Eukaryota, Metazoa, Arthropoda, Arachnida, Sarcoptiformes, Oppiidae.